UCAUUGAUAUAUUUACUUAACAGAAGAUGAUAAAGUACAUAGUAGCAUCUGUAUUUGUUUUUUCUCUAAUUCUUGGUGCAAAAGGGAUCAACUACAAGAAAUUAUAUUGCAAUGACAGGGACUUCAUUCCUAACCAGUAUUAUCCUCACCUUGACUGUAAGUCUAAUGCUUUCACUCUGUCAGUCACUCGUGUGCACAAAAUUAAAUUCGUGAAUGAAUAUGGACCUGAUUGUUCUCUAGUUCAUGAAGUUUUAAAUGAUCCUUCUCGUUUUAACAACAUCAGAAAGAUAAAAGCUGCUCUUGAAACAUUUGAAUGGACUGAAUGUAACAAAGAAAUGGAUGAGAAUGAUGAACACAUGCUAGAGCUUAAUGAAGAUGACGUUGAGAAUGAAGAUAGUGAUGCACAGAAUAUAAAGUGUAAUGGUGAUAUUAAAAACCCAUGUCCAGAUAUUUGCAAAUCAGAAUGGGAAUCUGAUAAAAAGAAGCGUCCAAAAAGAAAAAGUCAACUGGAAGGGGCAAACUACAAGGAGCUAUACUGCAACAACCAAGAUUUUGUUCCAAAUGAGUGCUUUCCUCGUCUUGAUUGUAAACCAAAUGAUUUCACACUCUCAGUCACUUGUGCACACAAAAUUAAAUUUGUGAAAGAAAACAAGCCAGAUUGUCUUCUAGUACAUGAAGUUCUAAAUGACCCAUCACGUUUUAAUAACAUUAAUAAAAUAAAAGUUGCUCUUAAAGCAUUUAAAUUUUAUGAGUGCCACAAUGAAAUAGGUGACAGUGAGAAAUGCAAGCAAGAACAUGCAGAAGAAACUGAUAAUAAGAAAAGUUCAAAGUGUACCCAUAUGAAGAAUCGAAAGAAAAAGCAGUGCGAAGACAAGAAAGCAAACUACGAGGAGUUAUACAGUGAUGAUGAGAAUGAAAAUCCUGAUUGUCUAAGUGGCAGUUAUAAAACAGAUUUAGAUGACGAAGAAACUGAUGAUAUUCAUAGUCUAAAAGGUAGCAAUCAGCAAGAAUUUUAUAAAUGGAAUCAAGAUGAAAGCAAUGAUGAAAACAAUGAGCAACAGUUAAAUGACAAUGAUCAAGACGAAGACAAGAGUAUAUAUACUCUUGACGAAGAUGAUGAUGACAAUCUAGGCCAUGACAAUGAACAAGAAUUGGAUGACAUUGAUCAAGAUGAAAGUGAUGACGAUGAUCAAGGCAAUGACAAUGAACAAGAAUCAGAUGACAUUGGUCAUGAUGAAAGAGAUGAUGAUGAUCUAGGCAAUGACAAUGAGCAAGAUACAGAUGACAUUGAUCAAGACGACGAAAGUGAUGACAACAAUCUAGGCAAUGACAAUGUGCAAGAUUCAGAUGACAUCAAUCAAGACAAAAGUGAUGAUGACAAUCUAGGCCAUGACAAUGAGCAAGAAUCAGAUGACAUUGAUCAUGAUGAAAGAGAUGAUGAUGAUCUAGGCAAUGACAAUGAGCAAGAAUCAGAUGACAUUGAUCAUGACGAAAGAGAUGAUGAUGAUCUAGGCAAUGACAAUGAGCAAGAUUCAGAUGAAAUUAAUCAAGAUAAAAGUGAUGAUGACAAUCUAGGCCAUGACAAUGAGCAAGAAUCAGAUGAAAUUGAUCAAGAUAAAAGUGAGGACAAUGAUCUAGGCAAUGACAAUGAACAGGAAUCAGAUGACAUUGAUCAAGACGAAAGUGAUGAUGAUGAUCUAGGCAAUGAUGAUGUUCAAGAAUCAGAUGACAUUGUUCAUGAUGAAAGAGAUGAUGAUGAUCUAGGCAAUGACAAUGAACAAGAAUCAGAUGACAUUGAUCAAGACGAAAGUGAUGAUGACAAUCUAGGCAAUGACAAUGAGCAAGAUUCAGAUGAUAUUGAGCAAGAUGAAAGAGAUGAUGAUGAUUUAGGCAAUGACAAUGACCAAGAAUUAGGUGACAUUGAUCAAGAUGAAAGUGAUGACGACAAUCUAGGCAAUGACAAUGAGCAAGAUUCAGAUGAUAUUGAGCAAAACAAAAAAGAUGAUGAUGAUUUAGGCAAUGACAAUGAACAAGAAUCAGGUGACAUUGAUCAAGACGAAAGUGAUGACGAAAAUCUAGGCAAUAAAAAUAAGCAAGAAUCAGAUGACAUUGAUCAUGACGAAAAAGAUGAUGAUGAUUUAGGCAAUGACAAUGAGCAAGAAGAAUCAGAUGACAUUGAUCAAGACGAAAGUGAUGAUGACAAUCUAGGCAAUGACAAUGAGCAAGAAUUAGGUGAAAGCAAUCAAGGCGAAAGUGAUGAAAAUGAAGAGAUAGAUAGUGAUAGUGUCCCGGACAAAAAACAUAACGAUGAUAAUUCGAGAGGCGGCAAGAUGGGCAAUGCUGGUCAAAAAAUUGAUAAUGAUAUAGGUUGCAACCGGCAAAUGUUAUUAGACAAUAUGGAAGAUGAAAGGGAUGGUGAAAGAGACAUUGAACAGGAAUGUGGUGAUAGUAUUAAAUUUUACCCAAGGAGUAACAAAAAAAGACCAACAAAUUAUAAGGAGCUAUACUGCAAAGACAAAGAUUUCAUUCCAAAUGAGAAAUAUCCCCAUCUUGAAUGUAGAGAAGAUGCUAUUGCACUUGCACUCAGUUGUGAAAAAAAAAUUUCUUUUAUCACAGAGAAUGGACCAGAUUGCCCAUUACUUCAUCAUGUCACUGCCGACCCCUCACAAUUUAAAAAUAAAAUUAAAAUAAAGGAUGCUUUGGAAAGAUUCAAAAUUCUUGCUUGUCAUCAAGAAACAAACAAUAGUGAUAUAGAUCAAUACAUACAAGAAUCAAAAGAAAGUGGGAGAAGUAAAGAAAAUAAAAGUACAAAGAAAAAGUAACCAGGCAGAAAGAUAUAGUGUGCUUUGAAUAUGCAUUUACAAUUUAGCUUGGUUUAUAUUGAUGACUUUCUAUUCUAUGCAUACACAUUACUUGCAGUAGUAAAAGCUAUUAAUAAUUUGUUAAUUUUUA
Molecule: messenger RNA, 2952 nt
Organism: Amphimedon queenslandica
Lineage: Eukaryota; Metazoa; Porifera; Demospongiae; Haplosclerida; Niphatidae
Exons: 2
Coding region: 27-2822 (931 amino acids)
Source: RefSeq, a predicted model, not a curated record